AGAUCAGACUCUCAGAGGGUCACAUUUGGUUUUAUUGCAGGAGUCACUGGACAGUCAGUCACGAUGAAGAGUCUGAUUUCACUUUUUCUUCUGUCAUUCGUUCUGCAUUUAUCCAGCAGUGCAGAUUGGUGUUAUCGGACACAAGUGAGCUGCGAUGGACAUUGCAAAGGUCCCGAGCGCUGGAGUGAAGUAAAAGCUGAUUGUGGAAAAGGCAGACAGUCUCCCAUCAACAUAGUGACGAAGAAAACCAAACUGGACGAGCGUCUGACGCCUUUCAAAUUCACCCGCUAUCAGGACGCUUUCGACAGCACCAUCACUAACAACGGGCACUCCGUUCAGGUGAAUAUACUCAACGCACCCACAGUAUCUGGAGGAAAUCUGGGAUACACAUAUAAAGCCGUUCAGCUUCACCUUCACUGGGGAACAGAUGGAGGUCCGGGAUCUGAACACACCGUUGAUGGAGAGCAGUAUCCUAUGGAGCUGCAUAUCGUUCAUAUGAAACAAAGAUACAACAGCGUACAAGAUGCAUUAAAAGAUCCCUCUGGCAUCGCCGUUUUGGGAUUCUUCUACGAGGAGUCAAAGACCCCAAACAAACAUUACGACCAGUUCAUUCACGCCCUGAAGAGCAUACAGAACACAAAUGGAAAUGUGACGCUUCGUAAGAUCUCACUCAAUCAGUUCAUUCUGUCAGAGGAAAACAUGACCAACUAUUACCGCUACGAAGGAUCUCUGACCACACCGGGAUGUACGGAAGCUGUGGUCUGGACUGUCUUUGAAAAUCCCAUUCCUCUCGACAAAGAACAGCUUCGAGCUUUUUCUUCCCUAAAAUUCCACGACGGAAAACCAAUGGUGGGAACGUUUCGACCCGUACAGUCUCGCAACGGACGUACAGUUUAUCGGUCGAGCGGUCCGGCGGUUCUGGCAUGCACUGUGCUUCUCUUCGUCUCCAUCACUACAACAUUGAGUCUGUCCCAUAUAAACUAAAGCCACCCGAGCCCAAUGAACACAACGAGUUCUCAACAAAACAACAGACCAACGUGAGAAAAGCCAAACCUACAGAAUAGCAGCACAUCACAAAUAGCUGCCGUCUGAAGAGAAGAGCAGCUUUGUCAGCAGAAUACUACAGUAGUUAGUUUGUGUAGAAAUGUGACGUUUAACAUGACGCUCGACCGCAUGAGUAGAAUGAAGAACAGACUCGUAACGAUCAAUAGAACAGGACUGAACCUCUGUGAGAAAUAAACGCAUGACCUUUCUCUAUCACACACACACACACACACACACACAGAGGCUAUAUUUACAACAUGAACCCUGGAACACGUUUGAUACCAGUUUCUGAAUAUAACACACAGACCAAAAGAACGCUCAGCAUUUAUCGUCAACAUCUCUGAGGUCAACAACGCACUCACAACCUUUCUUUAAACAGACCAAACUCAGACCCCUAUAAGUUCACCAAAGGUUUAAAAACCUUGUGUGAGUAAUCUCUUUCUCUUCCUUUUUAAACGCUUUUUAUGGUAAACAGUGUUAUUUACCCCAAAAUGAAAAUGUGGUCAGCAUUUACUCAUUGUCGUGUCAUUUCAAACAGGGAGAAAAUUACAUCAAGUAAAUCUGGGGCCUCGAUCGUAGAAAACAAUGUAAUAUUAACAGUUUGUUUUCGAGAUUUUGCCACGUCACACCAUAGGACAUGACAUGUAGGAUUUAUUCGUCAACAACUCCCCUGUAUUAAAGCAACAAAAAAGCACUAAAGCACACUUUUGGCUCCCGCGGGAUACACUGCUGGGCUAUACUAAUAGUUCAAACUAGAUUCUGAGGUAGCAGUUGGUUGUUAGCCGUUAGUGCACAGCGUAUUAGCUACAUAGCAACUAACUUUCUAACACAUUUGCAGUCACCCAAAACACAACGCAUGGACGUGAAUGUGUUUAGCAACCAACGCAAAUCAUUUUCUGUAGUUAUAUUUUCAGAAACACACUCGCGGCCAGGUGUUGUGCUUUGUGUAAUGGGUGCAUUCAAUAACUUAGACUCAACUCGCUAUGGGUAUAGUGCCUAGCAUAGUAACUAUAGAUACCGAUAACAUUAGUCUACGUCAGGGGUGUCCAAAGUCAGGCCUGCGGGCCAAUCACGGCCCGGGGAUGAAUUUUAAACAGCCCGCAGCAUGUCUAUUAUUAUUUUUUAAGGGGGCCCGAAAAUCAAAUUGUGCAAAUUAUACAAUGUCAACAGAAGGUAGCAGCACUAGAUUUUAGGGUCAAUUGUUGUGAGAGGCCGAGUGAGUGACAGUUGAACAGUUAGGAUGCCACAAUGGCCACGUACAAAAAAGUUGAUAAGGAGGGCCGUCGAUUUAAUGAGCGCUGGAAAGCUGAGUAUUUUUUCACAGAGAGUCGAAAUAAUUGCAUUUGCCUAAUAUGCAAUGAGACUGUAUCCGUUAUGAAAGAAUACAACGUGAAGAACCGCAGUUCCAUCCGUCGCACUGAUUUGUUCAGUUUUCAGGUGAUGAUUGUUACAGUGUUACUGUUACCUGUUUACCGAAUACUUAAAAUGUAUUCAUUUCUAGUGUCACUUAACUCGAGCUUAGCAUUUUCAUCAGUAUAUUUCAUCCAUAUUUUAAAUUAAUGCAGUUUACAUAAAUGUUUAAAACCUCUGAUGCUUUGUUGAGUUUGCAGGUAAUUGUUAAUAAUCUAUAUUAUUUUUACUUGUUACUAUUCGUUGAGAUAUAACUUUCUCUCUACACAUUGUAUACAUUUUGUUAUAAAUCAGUUUGUAAUUGAUUAAACCCUGAUGUUUGUAGGCCUAUCAUCCCUCCAUUGAGGUGUUGAAUUUGAAAGUGACUGUUAAAAUGUUACCUUUAACUACUAUAGUGUCAUACUUCGUUUGAGCUAAACUUUUCAUACAUUCUUUUUCAUACAUACUUUAUUCAAUUUAUGUAACGCUGAAGUUUUGUUUUUAUAUGUGCUCGGACCUAAAAAUAAAUUAUUGUUAAUGUAGAGUUGCAUUUUAUUAAAAUGACCAUGAUUAGCAUAACAAUGAAAAGGCACGAAAGCAUAAAAAAAUAAAAGCAUACGGCCCCCAUGUGUAUUGACAAAAUGCAAUCUGGCCCCCUUAAGAAAAAGUUUGGACACCCCUGGUCUACGUGCAUGAACUAAGAAAACAGCAGCUUUUGAACGUAAAACAUUUAAAAAACACGUAAGCUAAUGAGACCCGGCAACAAUACAUAAUCUCUAGUCUACCUUACGGUUAUAAAUUGUGAACUAGUAACGUAAGUGCGCCAAUAAACAACCUGAGCACAGCCAAAUUACUAAUAAGCACAAAAGUACAGGACAGUAAGAAAACAUGUACAUAUAAGACUUUCAAAUCUAGUAGCAGGAAGGCUAACGUUAGGUCAAUGGAAAUUGUAAAAAGCGCUAUAGGCUAUAAAUAAAGUUGAGUUAAGUCUCCAUCCAUUUUGCAACCCGUUGCCUCUUGCAGCUUGCGAUGCUGCUUUAACGUUUGUUUUAUUUGCUGGCUUUGACAUGGUGAUGGUUUGGAGACUUGCGUUGAACUAGAUUGUUUCGUCUUAUUGUUAGCUGUUGGCUAAGUUCUCCCAGGCUACGAGUAAAACGUGACGUAUGCCGUAAAUCCGGGGAUAGGUUGAGCUUGUACCGGCCCGAACACCAAAGUACAAUUUCAGCCGUUAUCGCUUAAAGAGUCGAGUAAAUGGCAACAAAAAAAUCCAAAUUGAGUCUGAAAGUGAGCCAUUCUAAGAUCCCUGAAACAAGGCAUCAAAUAGAACAUCCACAUCCUCUCUGAUGAAUCUAUUAUUGUGGAUCUGUGCGUUUUGUCUGUGGCUAGUUACACAUGAUUCACAUACUUUACUUUAAUAAACGGAAAAUGUUUAAGUAUUUUGUGAGGACACAAGAUUUGUGUUAAUUUUUUAAGGAUUCUUGGGUCUCAUAUGCACUGAAUGAUGCCAGAAAUCCCACAAUAUGAUCGUGUGUGCAAAAGCAGGGUAAUGUGCAACAUUUAUUCUUCGGACACACAUUUGUUUAUUUCCGCAUAUGCAUGUAUGUAUAUUUUCCAUACGGCUGCUGUUUUUGUAUAAUUGCAUUAAGACAUUGGAAUUGAUCUGAUGUAAAUGAAGCUCUUUCUUUUGACUGCAGUAUUGUAUCUUGAAAUGCACAUUGACCGUUUAAGUCUUCGUGAACAUGUUACACAUGAUCAGUCGUAAAUGCGCUGACGAUAUUACGAUUGCCAAAUAAAAUGUACCUGCUGAUGAUGUAUGUAGACAAUGAAUUUCAGUGAAACAAUAAACUACUGUAAUACCUUUUUA
Messenger RNA from Triplophysa dalaica, 4297 nucleotides. RefSeq names its product carbonic anhydrase 4-like. The record is from RefSeq and is a predicted model, not a curated record. The transcript is spliced from 8 exons. Gene Ontology annotation, molecular function: zinc ion binding; carbonate dehydratase activity. The coding region runs from base 64 to 984 and encodes 306 amino acids. NCBI's taxonomy places the organism in Eukaryota, Metazoa, Chordata, Actinopteri, Cypriniformes, Nemacheilidae. Gene Ontology annotation, cellular component: plasma membrane.